UUUCUUUCUUCCUUCUCUCCACCUCUUCCCCCCUCCCCAAAUUCGCGUCGAACGAAUUCGUUAAAUAAUCUCAGAAAACACACGAUUGACUGGAUCGAAGGGAUUAAAACGAGAACGUUCAGAUCCUGUGAUCAGGUCUCGGGGCUAAUCGUGUGAUACUUCGGCGUGCUUUGGCUUGUGAUUCAGUGAUAUAGGGUUUCGGAUCUGGAGAAUUAGUUCUCCCGACUUCCGAGUCAGACCAUGAAUGAGCAGAUGAUGCGACCUACGGCGCCGCUGCCGUUCCACCAGAUGUGGGCGGCGGUGCCGGCGAUGGAGCCUCCGGUGGCCGCGUUCAAGCCGGCGCGGCAGGCGUGGAAGCGGGCGGCGCGGACGCCCUGGAAGCGCAAGGCGCAGCCGCCGGCGCCGCCGGCGUCGGUCGGCGGCAGGUGGGGCGGCGCGGCGGCCCCGCGCAACACGACGUCGUUCCUCAUCCGUGCGAAGCGGGCGGGGGGCGUGGCGUCGCUGGUGUCGCCGUGCCCCGUGACGCCGGCGGUGCUUCCGACCCCCGUGCUGUCGCCGGCGCGGGAGGUGCUGGUGGAGAUGGCCAAGGAGGCGUGGGGCGUGGACGGGUACGGGUCCAUGAAGGGCCUCAUCCGCCUGCGCGCCGACGCCGGGGACGCCGGCGGCGACGACUCGGGCUCCGGCGAGAGCGAGGUGGAGGAGCACGUCGAGGUGGAGCGCCGCCUGGACCACGACCUCAGCCGCUUCGAGAUGGUCCACCUCCCGGCCGCGGCCGCGGCCUCGGCCGCCCUGGGCGAGGAGGACGACGAGGCGCGCGCCGCGAGGCUGGAGGAGGAGAACCUGACCCUCCGGGAGCGCCUCUUCCUGAUGGAGCGCGACAUGGCCGACCUCCGCCGGCGGCUCGUUGCCGUGGAGGAGCUCUGCCUGGUGGACACCGCCGACGAGCUAGUGCCCUCUGAGAGCGCGGCCGCCGUCGCAUGCCCCGGUGCCCGCGACGAGACCUACACGGGGGACGCCAUGGUCAUGGAGAAGUAAAGCUUACAGCACUGAAACUGUACAUACGGUUUCCAUUUCCCUGUGUAGUCAUGGAGCAGCAGCAGUAGCAGCUUCUUUAGAGUUACUCAUCUGGUUAGUUUGACAUCGUCUAGCUUGAUUCCGUUUCAUGUCCCUUGUAGAAAGAACCAUCAGUCAGGAAAGCCCGUGGUCGACGAUGGAAUGUGCGGGGAGGAGCACGAGAUCCUGGUGUCCUCCUCCUGCUCGUCCAGAUCCUCAACCACUUGUAGUCCCGAACUCUUACCAGCCCUUUUUAGUGCAGUCAGUAACCUGUUGUUUUUGUUGUUAAGAAAAA
Molecule: messenger RNA, 1348 nt
Organism: Zea mays
Lineage: Eukaryota; Viridiplantae; Streptophyta; Magnoliopsida; Poales; Poaceae
Product: PRLI-interacting factor A
Exons: 1
Coding region: 241-1035 (264 amino acids)
Source: RefSeq, marked validated